Messenger RNA from Anguilla rostrata (American eel), 3487 nucleotides. RefSeq names its product RNA-binding protein 4.1-like. The transcript has 2 exons. The coding region runs from base 1348 to 2628 and encodes 426 amino acids. Gene Ontology annotation, molecular function: mRNA binding; zinc ion binding. Gene Ontology annotation, cellular component: nucleus. The record is from RefSeq and is a predicted model, not a curated record. Lineage: Eukaryota; Metazoa; Chordata; Actinopteri; Anguilliformes; Anguillidae.
GUGGCGGGACAUACAUUGUUGGAUUUCCUCCAAUCUCCUCGUUCCAUGAAAGGGGACUGGCAGCCAGUGGCUUCUCAGCUAGCAUGUAGCCGACGCCAUUUCAUAACUUGGUCCUGUGGAUGUAGUUGCAACUGACUAAAAGGUAUGAAACGAACCCCUUUUAAUGAAAUAAAAUUAAUGACACACUAGAUUAUAUAUGUUGCAUGCAAUACAAGCAUUUUUUUCAGGGUGAGUAGUACGCCUGGCUCACCGUUAAAAAGAAAACUAAAUUCGCUUGCCGUUUUAGCUAGCUAGCUGUUAAACGGAUCUGCACUUGCGUUAGCUGGCUAGGAAGCAGGUGAGUAACCUAGAUGUCCUGCGACUUAUAAUGAACGUCCCCGUAAUUUUACGUGUGCACAUUUUCUGUUGGUACUUGUUAGAAAUUGCAUAAUCGUUAUCGGACGAGAACGUUAAUGUUAUAAAGUCAUGUUCGUUGUGAGCUCUAUCCGGAUGCACUACUAUGUGUGUGCAAAAAGCGGCCCUUAUUUCCUUUGUCUGUACUUGGGCAUAACGGUAUCCUGAGCUAUAACGAGUGGCGUUAACAGGAUGUCAUCGCCCCUAGCUUAAAUGGGACGGGUUACCUUUGGUCUUGAACAGCGAUUUCUUAUCGACCCAGUUCGCUGAAGCAUACGCUAGCCCUGUAGUAAUACAUCAUAAAUGCGCAUCUUUACGGUUUCUUGAUAUGUAUUGUGGAAUUAAAUAGUUUAUCUUUCUAACGUUGGUAAUUUCUUUGUCGGUCUGCCGAAAGUACGUUUAAAGUAGCUGUGAAGUUAACGUAAAGAUGCUAAUAAUAUCAUUAGCAAACGUGUUACUCUUCAGAUUCAGACUAGUGCUACAUCUGCUAAGGAUGGAGGUCGUUUAUUCAGCGUUUAUUUAUUUAUUUAUUUGGACGGGUAUCUUGAAAUACAUAGUGCCUUGAAUUAACAGUGGGUUGGCCUUUAGCCUUACCAGUUUUAAUAGAUUUUUCCGGCCAGCUACCGUGGCUGGCUUGCCAUCUCGCUUGCAGUUGUGUGAGAUAUGGAGUGAUGUGUAAGAUCCUAUGGAUAAAAUCAGGCAACAUAUAGGCUAAUCAUUGUUUUACUUUAACGUGAGAUUAAUUAAUUAUAUGCAUAUUUUGAUCUCACACCUUAAAGGUUCAUAAAGAUCCACAAUGGGGCAAGUUGCUCAAAAAUCCUCCCUUAGCUGUGACAUGAAAUGCACACACAUACACAGCUUCUGAAAUAACAUUUCUUCUCUGACGUCUUUGUUUUUAAAACGCCCGCCCCUCUUCCCUGUUGCCAUUAAUGCAGAACACGAAGCUUUGGCACCAUGGUGAAGAUAUUCAUCGGCAACCUGUCCCAGGACACCACGGCGGAGGAGCUACGCUCCCUCUUCUCCCAGUAUGGAAAAAUCUCGGAGUGCGACAUCGUGAAGAACUUCGGCUUCGUGCACAUGGACGACAAGGCAGAGGCGGAGGAGGCCAUCCGCAACCUGCACCACUACGAGCUCAACGGCCUGGCCAUGAACGUGGAGCUGAGCCGCAGCAAGUCCAAGGCCUCCACCAAGCUGCACGUGGGCAACAUCAGCAGCAGCUGCACCAACCAGGAGCUGCGCGCCAAGUUCGAGGAGUACGGGCCGGUGGUGGAGUGCGACAUCGUGAAGGACUACGCCUUCGUGCACAUGGAGCGUGUAGAGGAUGCAAUGGAGGCCAUCAGUGGGCUGGAUAAUACUGCAUUCCAAGGCAAGCUGAUGAGCGUGAAGCUUUCGACUAGCCGCCUGCGUACCGCUCCGGGGAUGGGAGAGAGAACGGGGUGUUAUCGGUGCGGGCAGGAGGGGCACUGGUCCAAAGAGUGCCCGCUGGACCAGAACGGAUCCUACGGAGAGGGUCCCAUGGGCCCGGGCGCCAACGGAUUCGGUCCCCCCAGGUUCGGCGGCGGCGGUAGUCGCGGCCGCGGUUUCCCCCGGGGCUUCUCCGGCGACCCCAGCUUCGCUAGCGGCUACGCCCCCGUCCACGCCUUCGGCAGGGGGGCCGGCUACGGCGCGCCCGGGUACGGCAGGGGCGCGGGAUUCGAGGGCGCUGUGAGUUACGGGGUGCCGCCGGGCUACGGCAUGGGGGCGGAGCAUAGCAUGGCCCGCGCGUACGGCGCCGAUGGCGCUUUCGGGACCGCCGGCGGCGGCGGCGCGAGCUACGGCGCGGUACCAGCCUACCCGGUGCGGCGGGCGGCCUACGACGAGCGGGACCCGUACGGCGUCGUGGACUUCUACGAGAAGUACCGGGCGCGCCCCUGCGGCGCCGGUUAUUUCGACGAUCGGCGCGCCGUCCCUCUGCCUCCCCCGCCUCCUCCCGCCACCUCGGCGAUCAUGAGGGAGCGUCUGUCGUCGAACGCCCUCGACCCCUACGAGCGUCGCCCCCUCCCUCCUCCGCCGGCCCCCGGCACUGCGUACUACCCACGGGACCGGAGCCCCAUCCGGCGAAUCCCGCCCGAGGGAGAGAACUACUCGUACGAGCGCUCGCGUCUGUCCCCGGUCUCGUCUCUUUCGAGGAGCACCACGUACGACAUGUCGCGGGCCAGGGACCCCUACGCUGACCGGGCGCGCUACGGUUACUAACACCCCCCCCCUCUGCCAGGUGAGCCUGCUACAGGACCUCUGAGGGGUACACUCCUAAUUUAGCUCGCCAGGAGUCAGCACCUCACUCCUAGAUAAACUGAUGUCUUCAAAACCGCUUUACUAAUAGGUAAACUGAUGACCUUCAAACUAUUUAUGUCAGAUUCGCAUUACUGAAUUGGCGGUCAUGGUCUUCGACAUAAUUUACUCAAAAACUCUUGAGGUAACGCAGAUAGCCUGUUGGUAAUUACAGCUCAGAGAUUGGUUAGAUCUCAGAUAACAGAUAAUUCAGGAACGUAAUAGUCAAACAUGACCUUCGGCCACGGCCACGGCCACGGCCACAUAAGCACCCUGUAGCUUCUCACCAAACACAUAGCAGUUGUCGUCAACGACAGGUGUGCUUCUCAGCUGAUUGGGGCUAGCUCUGGGCCGGUAGACUAUAAAUAGUUGCUGGCUUGGAGGCAAGUGUAUCGAGUCCAAGAGUACAGUCACUUCGGCUAUUAUGGUUCAAGUGUGUGUGUGUGUGGGGGGGGGGGGGGUAUAGCAGUUAAAUGAGAGUAUCGUAAAGUUGGGAAAACAAACAGGAAAAAAGGUGAAGAAAGGAUAAAGAGAUGCAGUAUUGUAAUCGCAGCCUUUAAACGAGAGGACGCAUGCUUUGGCACCUCUGCCGGGGCGUGUCCUGGAAGCUGAAAACGAUGUUGUUGUCUCUUUUCAGGUUCUUUCCGCGCCGCGCUCCCGCAAACGCGCGCUCACUCGAGCUCGUUUCGGCUCGCCGCGUUUCGCCGUUGGCGCGGUUCGGGGGGACGGCAGUUUCACGGACGCAGUGUUAGAGCGCCAUCUUGUCUCGACGUGUAUCAGCUUG